CUUUCUGUGCCAUCUGGCCUGCAGAAAGAGGGUCGCUGCUCCGCUUAUUUUCUGUUUUUCCUGCUCUCGGUGUAUUCCCGUCAGUCUCUGAAUGUAUUUCAUGAGUGAAACGAUAUAGACAAGCCCGAGUGUCCGACAACCUUCCUCUACACUUUUAUUUUUUUUUUCUUUCCUCUGACGUUCACUCGGAGGGACAACAUGAAAACUGUUGCGAAACAGAUGUUCCGGACCUGCAACAAACUUUUCUCUAGAAAAAUGCCAAAUGAUGUUUUGGAGGUCCAUCCAUCCAACAUUGAAACGGCAGCACAGAUGGAAAACAUCCAACAUCUGCCCGACUCGUCACAUCCUCCCACUGUGGAGACGUUUGGAGACGGCAUUCACCAUGUGGAGGCAGUCAUGGAGAGGGCCCACCAUGGCGGUGGAUGGCUCCUGUCUGGCAUCAUCUGCAUCAACAUCCUGAUCCUGGGCUGUGCUCUAGUCAGUGGCAGUGCCUUCAACAGUGUGGCCAUUACUGCUGUGCACAGGCAGAUCUUCCUCAUCAUUCUCUUCCUCCUCACAAUGUUUUGGAUGCUGUUUUAUUCAGCCUUCACCUCUCGAAAAGAUCAAGCAGUCUUGUUUAAAGAUAGCCAUGCGGGGCCUGUGUGGCUCCGAGGUGGACUUCUGCUCUUUGGUUUUCUAAGUCUCCUCAUGGACAUCUUCAAGAUUGCCAACUAUGUUGGCUACCUUCACUGUGAUUCUGCUGUUAAAGUUGCCUUCCCUGUCGUGCAGGCUGUAUUUUUGUUUGUCCAGACAUACUUCCUGUGUAUUCAUGCAAAGGACUGCGUACAGCUUCACACAAAUUUUACACGGUGUGGGCUUACUCUUACACUUUCAACGAACCUGGUGGUGUGGAUGGCAGCCGUGACUGAGGAAUCGCUUCACCAAACAGAAAUUCCGGAUCUAAAUGUUAAUGUCUCUCACAAGAUGUACAGGGCCAGCUAUGGCAAUCAGAAGUGUAAAUGCAGUCAUUCAGCUUGUGACACCUUCAAAGAGGCCUUCUACUACUUGUACCCCUUCAACAUAGAAUACAGCCUCUUCGCUGCAGCUAUGGCCUACGUCAUGUGGAAAAAUGUUGGUCGACUUGUCGAGGAUCACAGCCACCACAGCAUUAAGUUCCGUCCAAAGGAUGUGUGUUUGGGACCCCUGACAGGAUUAUUCCUGGUGGUGGCGGGACUUGUAACCUUCAUAGUGUACGAGGUGUACAUAUUAAAAGAGGAUGAGGAGAAGAGAAACGAUGCCCUCCUGAUUCAUUUUGUCAUGAACAUAGUGAUAGUGAGCAUGAUGUCCCUCUCUACUGUGAUUGGCUGCAUCGUCUACAGGCUUGACCACAGGGAACACGUAUCUGAGAAAAACCCCACUCGCAGCCUGGACGUGGCACUGCUGGUGGGAGCCUCCAUGGGACAGUUCAUCAUCAGCUAUUUCUCUAUUGUGGCUGUAGUGGCGACAGGAGCCAGAGGCUACCUGGACGCCCUCAACCUGUCCUGGGCUGUGCUGAUGGUGCUGCAGCUCGGACUGCAGAACUACUUCAUCAUCGAAGGCCUCCAUCGGGAGCCCUUCCAUGUGAUGCAAGAAGCAGCUCUGCACACCAACGCUCACGUCUUCCAAGAACAUACCGAGAUGAGCAUCAUGGAUAGCAAUAAGUCGAGCUAUUUCCUGACUUCAGGUCUUGAUGAUAAGCCAAGUUGGAAGAGAAGAGUGUUGAAGGAAGUCUGUGCCUUUCUGCUGCUCGCUAACAUCAUUCUGUGGAUCAUGCCUGCGUUUGGUGCCCGUCCACAGUUUGAUCAUGCCGUCGAGACAAAAUUCUACAAAUUCACAAUGUGGGCUGCCAUUGUGAAUAUUGGACUUCCUUUUGGCAUCUUCUACCGCAUGCACUCUGUUGCCAGUCUCUUUGAGGUGUACUUAAUCUCUUAGACGGACUUAUUUACAGGACUUGUUUUUUUUGUUUUUUUUCCUUUUGUUUUUAUUUUUAAAUGAGUCUUUUAUUGAUUAAAUGCUUAAACUGAACUAUAUUAAUAAAUUUUAGCUUAAAAGAAAAA
Messenger RNA from Scatophagus argus, 2075 nucleotides. It is a transcript of the gene otop2, whose product is annotated as otopetrin 2. Gene Ontology annotation, cellular component: membrane. Gene Ontology annotation, biological process: proton transmembrane transport. Bases 199 to 1950 code for a protein of 583 amino acids. The record is from RefSeq and is a predicted model, not a curated record. NCBI's taxonomy places the organism in Eukaryota, Metazoa, Chordata, Actinopteri, Scatophagidae. The transcript is spliced from 7 exons. Gene Ontology annotation, molecular function: proton channel activity.